Adineta steineri is the source of this 231-nucleotide messenger RNA. The record is from the annotation of a GenBank genome assembly. Lineage: Eukaryota; Metazoa; Rotifera; Eurotatoria; Adinetida; Adinetidae.
AUGGAAGAACACACACAAAAAUUUGAUUCAGAUGAUAAACAAUUUGAGCAACAACAACAACCAUGGAAAUCUUUAUUUGAUGGAAAAUUGACGGACACGAUGUGUCACAUUCUUACACAUCGUCUGAAAAAUACUGAUGAACGUCUUCAGACAUUUUAUGAUAUUAAAGUACUUUUUUUCGUCGAAGCUCCGACAGUCAAACAUUCUAUUUUAGCCGCCGUCGCCGACUAA